Molecule: messenger RNA, 2546 nt
Organism: Rubroshorea leprosula
Lineage: Eukaryota; Viridiplantae; Streptophyta; Magnoliopsida; Malvales; Dipterocarpaceae
Source: the annotation of a GenBank genome assembly
AUAGCACCCAUUGAUUUUACAAGAAAAGAUGAAAACUCAAGAAAAUCAAAUUCAAUUCAAUUUAAGAUAAAAAGCGCCAAAAAUUGAAAGAAGCUUUCUAGCAAUAAAUUAAAUUAACUGCAUCAAGAACUUUCCAAGUCCUUUCCCUUGAACCUAAGGGAUGCCCAAGCUAAAUUUCAUACACAUAAACCACAGCAAUCUCCUCCUCGAAGAGUAAAAAGAUGCUGUACAAACCUCACAAGGGUUCCCAGUCCCACCUUCAUUUACAAAUCGAUCCCUAGGCGCCCUUUGAUACCGAACAGGCGGGAGAACAUCGUCGAGAAGAAAUCUUUGAGCGAUCGACUGGAAGAAGAGUAAUCAUGUUGGAGAAGAGGUACACAGCCUAUCGGAUUCGAACAAUGAAGAAGGGGAUUAUGACCGCAAAGAGAUUAAGAGGAUCGAGGGUUCCUUUUUUUCAGAUUAAAAAUGAACGAUGUUGGUUUUGGAGUGCGGACUAAAGUCAGGAAAAUGGGUUUCUGUGAGUUUUUCCUUUGAAGUUAAUGAACUGAGGAGAAAGGGAAAACCAAGGAGAUGGAGACAGCAAAGCAGAAGACUCUAGAGAGAGUGGUUUCACAGAGAGCUCUGCAAAUGGGUACUUCAUUUUCAUGCCAAAUUUGUGUGGUGGGUUUUCUCUGUGGAGUUUGCCUCACCUCUCUGUUUCUGGCUGCUCUCACUUCUCUGGGCAGUUUUGGGUUUGGUGGGGUUUCAUUUUCUUCCAUUUCUAUGUGGAUUUCUCCUUGGAAUUCAAGUUCAGAGAGGAUCAAUGUUGUUACGAGUACAGACUGCAAACUUAGACUAAAAGAGAGUGAAAGAUGGGUGGAUUCUCAGCAAAGUAAGACAGAUACUGAUGAUGAGAGAGUUUCAUCACUGUUUUCAGCAUGGAGUGCUUUACUAACUCAGUCAGUAGAUGGGGAAAACAAGUUAUUUCAAAGGCUUGGAGUAAGGAAGUCCAGUGUUCCAAAUGCCCCUCAUCUGGAGAAUUGCAGAUUGAGUGCACAAGUAAAUAGGCGUCUUGACAAACGGGCUGGAAAUGAGAGCUUCCCUCCAUGGACUAGUUGGAAGGGAUUGUUAGACGUUUAUCCAGCAUCUGUAGCUAAUAAGCAAAUUAGGUACUUUAGGCAUCAAGCCAUAUCUGAAGGUGCUUAUCCUCCAUGGAUUUCUGGAUCAGAUGAAGAAAACUAUCCCCUUACUAGGAAAGUGCAGCUUGACAUAUGGAUUCAUCAGCAUCCAAUAAAUUGCCACAAUCCUAAUGUAAAAUUUCUUGUGGCUGACUGGGAAAGGUUGCCUGGCUUUGGUAUUGGAGCCCAGAUUGCAGGCAUGGCAGGGCUUCUUGCUAUUGCAAUCAAUGAAAAAAGAGUUCUUGUUACUAACUACUAUAAUCGAGCUGAUCACGAUGGUUGCAAAGGUUCAACACGCUCUAGCUGGUCUUGCUACUUCUUCCCAGAAACUUCCCAGGAAUGCAGAGACCACGCAUUUAAGCUCAUGCACCGUAGAGAAGCAUGGGAAAAGGGAAUCAUAAAACAGAAAGAAAACUAUACUUCGAAGGAAAUAUGGGCUGGAAAGAUUCCUAAGUUUUGGGGUGAUCCUUGGAGUUAUUUGCAACCAACAACAGAGAUAAAUGGGAGCUUAAUUGCUUUUCAUCGCAAAAUGGAUAGAAGAUGGUGGAGAGCUCAGGCUGUACGUUACUUAAUGAGAUUUCAAUCAGAGUACACAUGUGGCUUAAUGAACAAUGCUCGCCAUGCUGCAUUCGGGAAUGAAGCUGCAAGGAUGGUUCUCACAACACAUGGCAGUGAAUGGCCAAAGGAAAUUAGAAAUGAGGCGAAGUCAGAAAUUGAAGAAUUUGUUUGGUCAAGUCACAAACCAUGGAUCCCCAGGCCAUUGCUAAGCAUGCAUGUAAGAAUGGGAGACAAGGCAUGUGAAAUGAAAGUAGUCGAAUUUGACGAAUACAUGCAUCUAGCUGACCGUAUUAGAAAGCGCUUUCCACAUCUUAACAGCAUUUGGCUCUCCACAGAAAUGCAGGACGUCAUUGAUAAAUCGAAACUAUACCCCCAUUGGAAGUUCUACUACACGAAUGUGAAGCGUCAAGUGGGGAACAUAACAAUGGCCAAAUACGAGGCGAGUCUUGGGAGGGAAACCAGCACAAACUAUCCCCUGGUGAAUUUCUUGAUGGCAACCGAUGCUGACUUCUUCAUCGGUGCAUUGGGAUCCACUUGGUGCUAUCUUAUCGAUGGCAUGAGGAAUACUGGAGGGAAAGUGAUGGCUGGAUACCUAAGCGUCAACAAGGAUCGCUUCUGGUAGUACGGGACUGCAUGGCUAGGUAUGAAGAUCAGAACAAUUGGUUCCACUGUUCUUUUGUUCACGCGUCCAAUAUUAGGAGCAUAAUGUGUAUUUUGUACAUAACUAAAAUGUAUAUGAAGAUCCCUAAUAAAAUGUAGUAUGGUUGCUGUUCCCCCAAAAAUUCUCUCGGCAAUUGACACGUGACAAAUAUCCGUAAGAUCAGUUCGAAG